UAGGAGGAGGCGGGCGGGCUGGUGGGCCGGGCGGACGGCGGGCGGCCGGGAGCGCGCGGUGGACUCGGCGGCGGCGGCGGCGAGUAGUUAGUUGUUGUUAGUCAGUGUCAGUUGCUCGGCGGCGGCGGCCGCAGUCACCAGGAAGGGGACGGGACGGCUGGUGAUGGUGGUCACCGCGGCGGCGUGUGCGCCCUUGAGGUGUCUGCCUAAGCUGGAACUUACGCUGUAGAUAUUUUUUGUGGAUUUGUCUGAAAACCAAGGAAAAGAAUAUUUGAAGUCCAUUUCUAAGGGAAAAAAAGGAAGCAAUGACAUAGUACCUAGAGCUGGAGCCAACUAAACUGGUAAACAUUGCUAUCUUCAGAAUAAGUUAAGGAAUGAGAGGCGAGGAAGAGAGGACUUUCAUCCUGGAAGGACCCAAAGCACUUUGAAAGUUUAAAGGAAUGUACUGAUAGCUGCUAAAAUCACCUUUGUUACCGAAAUGGAUGAAGUACUUCAGAUUUAAAUGAACUUUAUUCAACAUGUAUAUCCUGUCUUUCCAUUAUGCCAGCAAAAUUCAUAGAUCUUCUAGUUAAUGUAAGCAAUCAAACUAAGAAGACUGGAAGGAAGGAUGAACACAAUGUUCACAAUAAUUAAUAAUCUUCACCUUGAGAAGAAGCUGUUGACCUGGCCAGUAUUGAUCACACUUAAAGAGCUGCUAUGAAACACAGGGGAGGUGAAAACUAACAGAUGGAAGUUUUGCCAUGCACUGAAAGGAAAGCAUUGUCUGUGAAGUUCUAUUUUUAAAAAUGUCUGCUUGUAACACCUUUACUGAACACGUGUGGAAACCUGGUGAAUGCAAGAACUGCUUUAAACCUAAAAGCUUACACCAACUCCCCCCAGACCCUGAGAAGACACCCAUCACCCAUGGCAAUAAAACUAAUGCCAAUCACAGUAACAACCACCGCAUCAGGAACACCGGAAAUUUCCGGCCACCUGUGGCUAAAAAACCCACUAUAGCUGUGAAGCCCACUAUGAUGGUGGCAGAUGGGCAGAGUGUGUGUGGUGAGCUUAGUAUCCAAGAACACUGUGAGAACAAACCUGUCAUCGUAGGAUGGAAUCGAAACCGGACAGCCUUGAAUCAGAAACCACUUAAUAAUAAUAAUAAUGAAGGUGAUAUUGAAGGAUUUAGCCCCAUUCCUAAGCCUUAUGGGAAUAACGAUAGUGCAAAGAAGGUAUCAAAUAACAAUAACGGACUAACUGAAGUGUUGAAGGAGAUUGCAGGCUUGGAUACCAGCCCUCAGGUGAAAGGAAACGAAGCAAACUCCAGAGAAACCUUCUUAGGAAGAAUAAAUGAUUGCUACAAACGAUCACUGGAAAGAAAGCUUCCACCAAGUUGCAUGAUGGGCGGGAUGAAGGAUACUCAGGGCAAGCACGUUAUUCUGAGCGGGAGCACAGAGGUGAUCAGUAAUGAAGGGGGCCGAUUCUGUUACCCAGAGUUUUCUAGUGGUGAAGAGAGUGAGGAAGAUGUGCUUUUCAGUAACAUGGAGGCGGAGCACGAGAGCUGGGAUGAGAGUGACGAGGAACUGCUGGCCAUGGAGAUUCGCAUGAGAGGGCAACCUCGCUUUGCCAACUUUAGGGCGAACACUUUGUCUCCUGUCCGAUUCUUUGUGGACAAAAAAUGGAAUACUGUCCCGCUGCGAAAUAAAUCUCUGCAGAGAAUCUGUGCUGUAGACUAUGAUGACAGUUAUGAUGAAAUCCUGAAUGGUUAUGAGGAGAAUUCCGUGGUCUCCUACGGACCAGGAAGCGUUCAGAGCAUGGUGUCAUCUGACUGCACAUCACCGGAUUCUUCUUUAACAGAAGAAUCACGUUCUGAGACAGCCAGCAGUUUAUCCCAGAAGAUUUGUAAUGGGGGAGUGUCUCCUGAUAACCCAGGAGAGUCUAAGGACGUGAAGGAGAAUGAGCCCAAUCAUGAGAGCCUUUCUGGUAAUAAUCAGGAGAAGGACUCAUCACAAGCAUCCAAAAGCUUAAUAAAAGUUCCAGAGACACACAAAGCAGUCCUUGCUCUCCGAUUAGAAGAGAAGGAUGGCAAGAUUGCCGUACAGACUGAGAAGCAAGAAAGUAAAGCCUCUACGGAUAUUGCCGGGCAAGCAGUAACCAUAAACCUCGUUCCUGUAGAAGAGCAAGCAAAGCCCUACCGCGUCGUGAACCUGGAGCAGCCCUUGUGCAAGCCGUACACUGUCGUGGAUGUGUCGGCAGCCAUGGCCAGUGAGCGCCUCGAGGGCCCUGGUAACAGUCCCGAGACGAAAAGCUCAUCUACUCCGAACUCUCCGGUGACAUCCCCCGCACUGACAUCAGGACAAAUAAGUGCCCAUUUCCAAAAAUCCAGUGCAAUCCGAUACCAGGAAGUAUGGACUUCCAGUACCAGUCCACGACAAAAGAUGCCCAAGGUGGAACUGAUCAGUGGUGGAACUGGACCAAAUGUCCCUCCAAGGAAGAACUGUCACAAAUCAGCACCUACUUCACCCACAGCCACAAACGUUUCCUCCAAAACCAUCCCUGUUAAGUCACCUAAUUUGUCGGAAAUAAAAUUUAACAGUUAUAACAAUGCUGGUAUGCCACCUUUUCCAAUUAUCAUUCAUGAUGAACCAACUUAUGCUCGGAGUUCCAAAAAUGCUAUCAAAGUUCCCAUUGUAAUCAAUCCAAAUGCAUAUGACAAUCUAGCCAUCUACAAAAGUUUUCUCGGAACAAGUGGAGAACUUUCAGUGAAGGAAAAAACCACAAGUGUAAUAAGCCAUACUUAUGAAGAAAUAGAAACUGAAAGCAAAGUGUCAGAGAACACCACUAGCAAACCCACCGAAUGUCCCCAAGCUAAAGGGUUUUCAAAUAGCACGGAGCGUAAAAGGGGCUCGGUGGCCCAGAAGGUUCAGGAGUUUAGCAGCUGCCUGAGCAGAGGUCAGCCUUCACCGCAGAGAAGCUGCAGUUCCAGCCGCAGCUCCCCAGCCAAGCUCCAGAGGACCACGCAGGAACCUGUGGCUAGAACAGAAAGCACUCCUGAGUCUGAGCCGGCGGGCGGUGGCGGCACCAGGGAGAAGGCCAGCACGGUGCUUUCGCAGAUUGUGGCUUCCAUCCAGCCCCCGCAGUCUCCGCCAGAAACGCCCCAGUCUGGUCCUAAAGCGUGCAGUGUGGAAGAGCUUUAUGCAGUUCCUCCCGACGCCGGUGCUGCCAAGAGUACGCCUAAGAGCACGCCAGUCCGGCCCAAGUCUCUCUUUACGUCCCAGCCCAGUGGCGAGGCCGAAGCACCUCAGACUGCGGAAGGUCUUACCACCAAAGUGCAGAAAGAUCCACUCACGAAGCCGGUCACCACGCCUCCCUCCAAACCGGUGACUAACCCCCAGAGCGAGCCACCCCCUCCCUUUCCCCCGCCACGCUCCACUUCCUCCCCUUACCACGCAAGUAACCUUCUGCAGAGGCAUUUCACCAACUGGACCAAGCCCACCAGCCCUACCAGGUCAACGGAAGCAGAAUCAGUUUUGCAUUCCGAAGGCAGCAGGCGGGCAGCGGAUGCCAAACCGAAACGCUGGAUAUCGUUUAAAAGUUUCUUCCGCCGUCGGAAAACAGAUGAGGAGGACGACAAAGAGAAAGACCGAGAGAAAGGGAAACUGGUGGGCCUGGAUGGCACAGUCAUCCACAUGCUGCCCCCUCCUCCAGUUCAGCGCCAUCACUGGUUCACAGAGUCAAAAGGAGAGUCCAGUGAGAAGCCAGCCAUCGUCUUCAUGUAUAGGUGUGACCCUGCCCAAGGCCCGCCCAGUGUGGACCAGGGCAAGGCCAGGGCAGACCAGUCAGCAGUUGCAGGGAGGGGUGCAACAGAGGAGGGGUCACUGCAGGACCCAGAGAAGAAGAAGAGUCGUCACUGUUCUCCAUCACAGAUUCCUAAGAAAAUUCUCAGUCAUGUGACCCAUGAAGUGACAGAGGAUUUUUCUCCUCGGGAUCCAAAAACUGUUGUUGUGAAGCAGGAUGGCGGGGCCUGCACGUCAGUCACACCAGCAUUGCCUCUACCUGAACUGGAAAGGGCAGAGGAAAAAGAAGACAUUUCAGAUCCUCUGGACCUGAAUCCCUGUAGUGCUACAUACAGCAACUUAGGGCAAUCUAGAGCAGCCAUGAUACCUCCCAAGCAUCCACGGCAGCCUAAGGGAGCUUUGGAUGAUGCCAUUGCCUUUGGUGGGAAAACAGACCAAGAAACACCUAAUGCUCCUCAACUUACACCACCCCCACUGCCAAAGAAAAUGAUCAUAAGAGCCAAUACAGAGCCAGUCUCCAGAGACCUCCAAAAAUGCCUGGAAACUACUCUUUGCGUCAUGGCUAAUCCCACCUACGAUAUCGACCCCAACUGGGAUGCCAGCAGUGCUGGCUCUUCAAUCAGUUCUGAACUCAAGGGGCUGGACGUUGAGUCUUAUGACUCCUUGGAGAGACCUUUGCACAAGGAGCGACCUGUGCCCUCAGCAGCAAACAGCAUCUCCAGCUUAACCACUCUCAGUAUUAAAGAUAGAUUUUCCAAUAGCACAGAGUCCCUGUCCAGCCGGCGUGGUCCCUCUUGCAGACAGGGCCGAGGCAUCCAGAAGCCACAAAGACAAGCACUUUAUCGAGGACUUGAGAAUCGUGAAGAAGUAGUGUGUAAAAUCCGAAGCCUUCAUACAGAUGCUUUGAAGAAACUGGCUGUCAAAUGUGAAGACCUCUUCAUGGCUGGGCAGAAAGACCAGCUCCGUUUUGGGGUGGACAGCUGGUCAGACUUCAGGCUAACCAGUGACAAGCCGUGUUGUGAGGCAGGCGAUGCCGUUUACUACACAGCUUCGUAUGCAAAAGAUCCCCUUAAUAACUACGCAGUCAAGAUCUGUAAGAGCAAAGCGAAAGAGUCGCGGCAGUAUUAUCACAGCCUGGCCGUGCGGCAGAGCCUGGCGGUCCACUUUAACAUCCAGCAAGACUGUGGUCACUUCCUUGCUGAAGUUCCUAACCGUCUGCUUCCCUGGGAGGAUCCUGAUGCCCCCGAAGAGGAGGAGGAUGAAAUGGAAGCGACGGAAGAGGUGAAAGGGGAAACUGAUGGGAAAAGCCCAGAGCCCGGCUCCGAAGCGGAGUCAUCCCACGGAGAAAGCCAGGCAGUUGUUAGCAGGAAGCAGAGAAGCCACGUGGUGGUCAUCACCAGAGAGGUUCCCUGUCUCACCGUGGCCGAUUUUGUGCGAGACUCCCUGGCACAGCAUGGGAAGAACCCUGAUGCGUACGAGAGGCAAGUGUGUCUGCUGCUGCUCCAGCUGUGCUCCGGCCUGGAGCACCUCAAACCCUACCACGUCACUCACUGUGACCUACGCCUGGAGAACCUGCUGCUUGUCCACCACCGGCCCCGGGGAACCACCCAGGGCCUUGGGCCUGCAGAGCCUGGCCCCACCUCAUCUUGUCCCACAAGGCUCAUAGUCAGCAACUUCUCUCAAGCCAAGCAGAAGAGCCAUCUGGUGGACCCUGAGAUCCUCCGGGACCAGUCCCGCCUAGCCCCAGAGAUCAUCACCGCCACCCAGUAUAAAAAGUGCGACGAGUUCCAGACAGGCAUCCUCAUCUACGAGAUGCUGCACCUGCCCAACCCCUUCGAUGAGAACCCAGAGCUGAAGGAGAAGGAAUACACUCGAGCAGACCUGCCCCGCAUCCCGCUCCGCUCCCCCUAUUCCCGGGGCCUGCAGCAGCUGGCCAGCUGCCUACUGAAUCCCAACCCUUCUGAGCGGAUCCUCAUCUCCGACGCCAAAGGCAUCCUCCAGUGUCUGCUCUGGGGCCCGCGGGAAGAUCUCUUCCAGACUUUCACCACCUCCCCCAGCCCCAUGCAGAGGAACGCCCUGCUCCAGAACUGGCUAGACAUCAAGCGAACACUGCUGAUGAUCAAGUUUGCUGAGAAGUCCCUGGACAGGGAUGGGGGCGUCAGCCUUGAGGACUGGCUUUGUGCUCAGUAUUUGGCUUUUGCUACUCCAGACUCCCUCAGCUGUAUUGUGAAAAUCCUGCAGCCCCGUUAGCGUAUCCUGGUUGCUGGUUUUACUUCAUUGUCACCUUCUUCAAGUCGCCCACACACUUCCCCUUCCUGGGACUCACACAGAAUUCAAGGAAAGAAGAAAGAUAAGCUUUCCAUCCCCAUCCGUGAACAAAUGAGUCCACUCAGAAAGAUUAUCCUCAGCUCCAAAUCAGUGAGACGCUGAGUCCGUCUUAACGUUACAGAAAGUCAACGGCACAAACAUGCAGCUGCCUUCCACUGGAGCACCUUCCGCCCUGACUGUCCCACAGAUGCAGGGAAAUGAAGACGCGUCCUUGAAGGGACAGCUCCUUUGGGAUGAACUCAGUGAGCUGGGUCCAUUCCUGCAUAAUUCUGAGUAUCACCUGUCUUUUUGACACCACGUAUUUGUUCUCACUAGCAAUAGGCAGAUUUAACCAGUCCUUACCAUCCUCUAAGCUCUCCCAAUAGACUUUCUUCCUUGAAAGGAUCCAUAACUGGCUGUCUUACCAGAGAAAACUGCCAUCCUUAGCAUCAGCCCGAUUUUGGCUCCGGGACUGUAUCCUUUGUCCCAGCAGGCAGUAGAAGGACAAGGAGAGACCCCGUCCCUUGGGUCACGAGCCCAUUUUCAUUUCUGUUGUCGAUAAGUGUGUGCACUGCAUGGAGGACGACCCUGACAGUCCCCCUCUGCCUCCACUGCCUGACUCUCCUUCACCUCUGCUCGGUCCCUCCUUGCCAAUGAAGUUUGGGUUUAUCGGCCACUAUGGCCCAUUACAGAGCUGACCCAGGGUGGUGUCACCAAUGCGUCAGCAGGGUGGGGUGCAGUUCAGACUUUAUAAAUAGCUGGCAGGACAGAAGGAGGUGAUUUUCUUGUGUGUGCAGUUCUCUAGGGGCCAUAGGGGAGCAGAAUUUCAAGUACCAUUCUUAGAUCACUGUCAGAGCUGUCCCCGUCGGCAGCCAAGGCUGGCGGUGCCCGGGUCACGGUUUCCCCCUGAGCAGUAAUUGGCCAGCUUCCUUCUAUUGGUAGCCAGUGUCAACUAGCCUCCCAAGUGCUGUAGACAACACCCCUGAAUGAGUGGCCGUCAGCUGAGCUCUAGUGUCUCCUUGGAGGAUAUGGCACGGCUGGGAGGCAGGGGCAGAGAGAAGGCCCCUGAUGAGGCUGCUGACCUCCUCCUCAGAAUUCUGACCUUUCCAAGAGAGGCUGCUUCUCAGUUGCACGGGCACAUUGCUCCUUAUGACUCUCCGCAGUGGCUCAGGGGGACAGCUCACAGGGGAUUGCUGAGGUGGGUGGCUGUCCACCACACGUGGGGUCUGUGCUCCGUUCCUAUGGAUGUAUGUGCAAUUUUUGUAUUUUUUUUUUAGCUGUAUAUACAGUGUUUAUGUUGUAACUCCACCUGAAGCAAUAUCUACAGAAACCCUCCCCCUCUUCCCUUGGCACAUAUUCGCGCUGAGAGAUGAGUGUUCCUUCCACCAGGGUAUGUGUGUGUGAGUGCACGCGCGUGUGUUUUAUUCAAAACUGUGAGUCUCUGUUUACUUCAACCUUGAGAUCCCAAGAGACACUCAGACAGUGUGAGUGUGUGUGCACGUGUGUGCCCGUGUGCAUGCACACGCAUGCUGGAAGUAGAGGCCGGGCCUCCGGGGGAACAACCUGUGGCAGGGUUGAGAGACGUGCUCUCUGCACCUAGUCGGUGAGACAGCCGGGCAGAGUUUAUUAAAGCCAAGACUGAUUGUGCAGUAUUACUUAGGUAGCACAGUAGUGGCCUUUUGGAAAUUUCUAAACUUUUAACGCUAUUAACAGCCUUUCAUGUGAUUCACCUAUAUCAAAGAGGAUCAAGAAAGGAGAAGAAUGUAUUUUAUUGUGCUUUUUUUUUUUUUUUUAAGAUAAUGGAACAUGUGAGGCUCCAGAUGGAGGAUGUCCCUGUCCUCCCAGCCAGCAGUACAGGAUUCCCAGGGAAGAGAGCUGGCUGGCCCACAGAGAGUCUUGGCUCCUCUAACCAGAGUGCGGGCUCUCUCUGCCCCUAGGAAUGGCCACAGAGCAGGCGUGCCGCUGCGGGCCAGCAGUCCCCUCUCUGUCAGCGCCCUGCGACCUGGCUGCACCCGGCCUAGCCGGCCAGUGCCUGGUCCACCUUAGCGUAGCCCGUGUGCACAUAGCCCCCUGCCUGGUGAUACACUGAAGUGGCAGCCAGCACGUUCCCUCUGCAGCCCCUCCCCCCCGCCCCUCCCUCCCCUGGUUUGCGUAUUGAGACACUUUCUCAGUGUCACUCUCGUGGUGCCUUGCCAUGUCAAUUUGAAUGUUGACUAUUUAAUGAGGUUUCAUAUUUAAUGAAGAAUGUCUCCUGGCCCCUCUGUUUGUUCUCUAGGUACCCCUGUUUUCCUUUUUUUGUUUUUCUUUCUCUUUUUUGGUUUUGACUUGGAUCCAGUUCUCAUUUUAACUCUAUAGUAUUAUAAGCAUGGACACCUUCCACUACCAUCAUCUUCAGCACUGGUAAACCGAGCACCUCUUCACAUCAGAUGUAGUUAGUACUGUUUUCAUAUUUAGAUUGGUUAAGGGCAAAAGAUGAACGCCAGCUAGUCAGAGAAGGGACUCACACGUCCCAGAGAUGGGUGGCUGGAUUCAUCGUUGCCUGAGUGAGGGCCGAGGAACGUAAGGUGGGAGGGAAGAAGGUGUUACAGGUUGGAGCAGAAUCGGCAAAAUAACUGUGUUUCUAGGCAAGAAGUAGUACAUCAGAUGGUCCUCAGAAUAGUUUCCAAAAUAAUGAAUUUCAGUUAGUCUAGUAUUAUCACAAACAUUUUACGUUUCCAUUUUAAUUAUAGUAGGAACUUUGAAUUCAUUCAUCAGUUGGAAAGGAAUCCUACCUUCAGACCCUGACAGACAGACAGACAGACAUAUUUAUAUAUAUAUGAGUUUUGGAUUGUGACUAGUGUAGCACUUUAAGUUUUCUCAAGUAAUGUCAAGUUAUUGUCUUCAGUACUGAUUGAAUUUUUUCUCUUCUAUUGAAGUCUAUAUUCUAGAUUCUUCCAUUUAUAUCGAGAAUUUGAACAAUUAAGCCGCUAUCGGAACCUUUCCUUAAGCCACAUGAGCAAGAAUAAUCUCUCGUACACAUUUGGGUACUAGAGAAACAGGACAUUGGCCGGAGUAGCCAAGACCAAGACUGAAUGUAUAGCAGAGUGCCUUGUUAGCAUGGUGACCUCGUCCUGGAAGGAAGAGAAUUUGGUGUUCCACGGGGAGGACCAGGGCUAUGAGAGGCUUCCCUUGCUAGUGAGGAGGCCCCUUUGGUAAAGUACACUGAUGUGGUGCCCAGAGGCUAAUUCAUUGAGAGUAACAGAGGGAUGGGAAAAAGCAAUUGCAACCUGUGGAAUCAAUGACAGGAGAAUCGUGAAUGAGGUCCUCCAGCCCCCGGGCUGUUAGAACCGGAAGCCAGGCCUCCGGCAGCGGGUUUCAGGUUUUGUCCUCAGAAGGUAAACUGGGUGAGGUAUGCAGCGGGCACAGGCACCCGCACUCCCUGACCUGCUGAUGUUGAGGGGCUCAAAGUAAAACCUGUGUAUUAGGAUUUUAAGACUGAGGAGCCUUUCGUUGUCAGUGGGGGCCCAUUUUACUUACAAACUCAGAAUAAGUUUGUGAACAUGGAAAACUCUAAGCCAAAAGGUCUGAACCUCUAGAAUUAUCAACGCUAUUCCUGGGAGUUAAACUACCUAAAAAUUGUAUUUCAAAGCUUCUAGCAUUGUAACAUUUCCGUGGAAGAUCUCCCGGGGCCUGCUAAGUAGUAGGACGUGGGAGGGUUGCAUUCAGCUCCCCAAAUUUGGGCAAAGAAUACUUUGGUGCUGGGAAGUGACCCGACUUGGUUUUGCUGAUAACCUGCAACUAGAUGGACUUCUCCCUAGAUGCUACCAGCAGUGAUCUGAAAAAAAUACAGGCUAGUCCCAGAAAUUGGGAUGAGCUUAAGAUACUGCACUAUAUUCCAAAUGAUUCUAGGUGUAUACAUAAAGUAUGAACAUACUUGGAGAGGGAGGGAAAGGAACUUGACUCCCUGGGCCAACUCUGACAUGUUUUUUUUAUUCCCCUCACUAGUUGAUAAGGAUUAAAAAUUCUGGUUCAGCCUAAUGAGUGAACAGGACGGCUGCCCACGAAACUGGGUUGUUAGUUUUACCUCAUUGAAGCUCAUAUUCUCAAAGGCCCAAAGUGCUGUGCCGAGACAAAUCCAAGUGCCACUCUUGAAGUGUGCACUGCGGCCCAGCUGUCCGUGCUGACGGCAGCGCCUGGAGUGGGGAUCCCGUGGACCAAAAAUGAUGCCAUAAGGGGAGGCACAAGAGGUACAGUGCAAGAUCCGAGAUAGAGAUUAUACCAAAGAAAUCAGGUCUCUUUGUCCUGAUGUUUCUAAGGUGAUGAGGUUGAGCUAUGACAGAUGCCAUGGGAGGAGAAUUCACAUACAUUCCACAUCCAAAUUUUCAGCUGAUGAAGUAAUCCACUCUCAAAAAGCACCUAUUUAAAAAAAAAAAAAAAAAGUCCAUUUUGUGUAUUAAGGGAAAAGAAAAAGAUGAUGGUGGAAACCUUGAUUAUAAAGUUCCCCAGUAUUUACGGAGAAGGAAAUAUUUCCUCUCCCCUUGACAAGACUGUGACUGUUGCCGGAACCACAGCAUGGGAAUGCCAUAUGCACAUAAUACUGAGAGCUGAGGGUGGUUUUUUUUUUUUCAAGAGAUGUAGUAGUCUCAAUAGAUUUGUUGAAAGAACUCUUGGGAAAUUUCUUAACAAAUUGUAAUCAUUUUUAUAAACCUUCCUACCAAGGUGUUUACCACUCAUCAUCACCAUCAUUUAAUAUUUGUAAGUGCCCAGAAUGUACAAGGUGCUAUACAGCUGUUAAACACCCCCUCUCUGCAGCUGUUUGAAAUUAGAGUAGGUUUUUGCAUCAGCCACUGCUAGAAGCUUCCCCCACCUCAGUGGGCUGCAGGCGCCCGCCUCCCGGACAUCCCAUCACAUGUUUUCCCACUCACCUGUACCCAUCCACGCGCCUCCAUGGUUUUUUUUUUUAAAUCAAGAAUGUUUCAGGGAAUCAUAAGAGGUUGGACAUUUUUUAACCUAGCAGAAGUACAGAGUCAUAUAUUUUGCUACAAAGAUUAUAUUAUGGAAAACCCACUUUGCCCCAAAUAGUGUGUGGAAAGUAUGUGUGUGUCCGCCCUCAUGAUAACUUGAAUGUUGAACCGGCCCUGUGGCUUCAGGGUAGCAUUUCUGAAAGAUAAACCACACUGCUUCAGGAAACUUGCACCAAAUACGACUUGGCUAUCCCUUCCCUUACCAGUUUUAAGGGGUGCUUGUCUGAACACACUGGGAUGGGAUUUUCUGUUGGUGAUAUGCCGGGCAUUUUGGCGUGAGAUGGGAGCAGAACAGGAUGUUGUCCUUCUUGGUGAUUUGAAUCACGGUGGUCUUCAUUCCACUCUUUCAUUCCCCAUGGCUCUGCACGUGCUCUCUCUGAAAAUCUUGUUUCUUUUGCUCUUUCCUGGAGCUUCACCUCUCUACUUAUAUAUUACAGAGCUGUAUAAAUCUACCAAUGAAAGGUCCCCUCUGUCACCAGGUGGCGCCGCCCUUUGGUUUGCUGUGGUACUUUGCUGUAUUCUCUGUGGCAUCAUGUUACUAUGUAAAUAAAUUCAUUUUCAUAUACACUAAAAA
Molecule: messenger RNA, 11660 nt
Organism: Camelus dromedarius (Arabian camel)
Lineage: Eukaryota; Metazoa; Chordata; Mammalia; Artiodactyla; Camelidae
Gene: PEAK1
Product: pseudopodium enriched atypical kinase 1
Exons: 10
Coding region: 786-6026 (1746 amino acids)
Biological process (GO): protein phosphorylation
Cellular component (GO): actin cytoskeleton; focal adhesion
Molecular function (GO): protein kinase activity; ATP binding
Source: RefSeq, a predicted model, not a curated record